Molecule: messenger RNA, 3613 nt
Organism: Astrephomene gubernaculifera
Lineage: Eukaryota; Viridiplantae; Chlorophyta; Chlorophyceae; Chlamydomonadales; Astrephomenaceae
Source: the annotation of a GenBank genome assembly
GUUUCGGUCAUUAUAUAUCCUUAAAUGUGUUAGCCCUUGAAUUGCACUGUUGGGCUGGGACGCUACUGGCCACUGGUAUUUUGCCUUUUUGGUUUGGCCUCCCGCUUGGCAAGGCCCUGCUCCUUGGAAGUCCAAGGAGGCAAUAUUAGGAGCUGCGAAUGUCUUUGCCGAUGCGAUCGCCUGCGGCGGGCUUCUAGCACGCGGGGAACGCAGGGCCCAAUUUAUGUGGCAUAGCGGACAAGUGUCACAGCAGCAAUAUAACAAUCAACGCACGCCAUUACAACAACAACAAACUCAUGGACAGCAGGAUUUCUCAGCUGCAGCUGCAGCAGCAAGCCCAGGCGCCUGGGGCAGGGCUUUGCUUCCAGCCGGCUCCAGCGUCUCAACUGCUGGGUCGCAGCAGUACUCUCCAACUGGAGGACUCGUGUUACCUACCCAGUACCUGCCUGGGAUACCGUUUGCUGUACCGGGUCUGCACCAGCAGCCAACACAGCUUGCGGGCGCCCUGCCACAGCAACAACAAGCUCUCCAGCCACUGUUCGCGCAACAGCAGUUCCAGAUGCAGCCCCAGCAGCAAACGCAGAGUGCUGUUGCACACUCGUCGCUUCAGCAAACACUGCAGCAGCAACAGCAGCAGCAGCUUUGGCAGGUGCAGCAAGCUUGGAUUAUUACGCAGCAGCAACAGUCACAAUUGGUGGUACAGCAGCCGCAGGUGCAACAACAGACCUUACGCCAGCAGCAGCAACCGUACCAGCGGCAGCAGCAACCUCCCCAACAGCAACAACAACGGGCUUUCCAGCGUCAACAACAGCAACAAGCUGUGUUGCCGGAGCAGUCUCCUGCCGUACAACCGCCACCCCAACGCCAUCAACAACCGAUCCUACAACAACAGCAGCUUGCACCCCAGCAACGGCACGUGCAGGCUGCCCCCACCAACAUUCACCAGAUAGCCCCAACCGGCACCACCGCCGGAGGGCGUGGCUGGGGUGGUCAACGCCUUCCCUAUCCCGGCCAUCAUGAAUCCUCCUCUGCUGCCGCCGGUGGUGGCGGAGACCCCCACACUGGUGGUGGCGGCGGCGGCAGGGGUCGCGGCCGUGGCGGCGGGCCCUCCGGUCGCGGCUGGCGUGAUGCUGGUGGUGGUGGCCGCGGCGGCGGCGGCCGGGGUGGUGGUGGCAGUCCCAGCGCUGACGUCAUCGUCAACAACCUCCUGGCCGCCAUCCGGCAUCUGCACCCUUCCACGCCCAUACAUGAGGCCCUGGGCAGCCGUCUGGCGGAACUCGACAGUCGCGGAUUGGCCUCACUGGUUAAGCAACUGUCCGUCAGUGGCAUGUCUGGUCGCGCAUGGGAGCUGUUUGACUGGCUCCGGAACCUGGAUCCAAACCAUGAGCUGGCUCGCCGACUCCUGGAUGUCUUCGUGUACACCGCCAUGAUAUCGCUUUGCAGCAGCAGCAGUGCCGGCGGCGGCGGUCGGCUGGGUGAUGCGGAUGUUGCGUUGGCGCUGAGUCGUGAGAUGGUGGCCCGUGGCGUGCCUCGCAACGUGCACACCUUUUCCGCUCUCAUGAACGUGUGCAUCAAGGCGGGGCAGCACCAGUCGGCGCUGGAGGUGUGGCGGGAGCUGCAGGAGGCGGGCUGCCGGCCUAAUGUUGUGACGUACAACACUCUUCUGGAUGCGUACGGCAAGACGGGCCAGUGGGCCGAGGCACUCAAGGUCCUUGCGAGGAUGAAGGAGGAGGGCAUGGAGCCGGUGACCCGCACCUACAACACGCUCAUGAUCGCCUGCAACGCCUCCAACCAGUGGCACGAGGCGCUGGGGGUGUACCAGCAGCUGCUGGCGGCCGGGCACUCGCCCAACACCACCACCUACAACGCGCUCAUCACGGCAUACAGCAAGGCGGGGAGGCUGGAGAAGGUGCUGGAGACGAUGAGGGAGAUGGAGGCUGCCGGCUGCGAGCGCACCGUCAUCACCUACUCCGCACUCAUCUCCGCAUGCGAGCGCGACGGGCAGUGGGAGCUGGCGCUGCGCAUGUUUGGUGCCAUGCGGGCGGAGGGCUGCGAGCCCAACGUCAUCACCUACAACAGCCUCAUCACCGCGCUGGCUGCGGGGGCGCAGUGGGAGCGGGCGGCGGAGGUGUUUGGACAGCUGCAGAGGCAGCCGGGUUGCGAGCCCGACGUCGUGACCUACACCGCCCUCAUCAACGCCUACGAGAAGGGCGGCCAGUGGCGCCGCGCGCUGCAGGCCUUCGCCCACAUGCUGCAACAGGGCUGCCGUACAGAUCACGUUGUGUUUGCCGCCGUCGUGGACGCCCUGUGGGACAGCGGCGUCGCGCCGGCGCAGGCGCGGGCUGCACGGAUCUACCGCGCGGCGCUCACUCGCGGGCUGGUCAAGCCGCUGACUGCUACCGCCCCCGCUGCAGCUGGUGGGGAUGCGCCCGCCUCCGGGGGUGAGGGGGCCGCUGCUGGUGGUGCUGCAGGAGGAGGAGGCAGUGGUGGCGGUGGAGCAGCUGCUGGUGCGGAGCUGCAUGAGCUGCACCUGGGGGCGAUGGCGACUGGGUCGGCGGUGGCGGCGUUCAUGUGCUUCCUGGCGGAUGCGAGGGACCGAGCCAUCUCUUCGGGCCCCGAGGCGGCCCUGCCGCGGCGCCUUGUACUGCGCUUCGGUCGCUCGCGCUCUGGCCGCGACGGCGGCCCCGCGCUUCCGCUCCGAGAGGCCCUCCAGAACUGGCUGACGACCCGUGGGUCACCUUUCCAAGUGCUGUACGACGCAGUUGCUUCUCCCACCGUAAGCACCGUCGGCAGCGCAAGUGCCGCCGCCGUUGCUGCUGUAGCUGCAGGCGUGGCAGCCGCCGGUGCGCCGGGCGUGCCGUCAUUGGCCGCCGCUGCAGCCUCCGCGGCGGCAGCGCCGCCGGUGUCGCGUCUGGAGGCCGCCGGCGCCGACCUUGCGCUGUGGUUGCUGGGUGAUUCCGCCGCGGCGGCGCUAGUGCCGUACGGCCGCGUCGGUGUGGGCAGCGGGGGCGAUGCGGUGGCGGCGGCGCUGGAGGCGGCGGAGCAGGAGAUGGCGGAGGAUGCUGCGUUGGAGGCUACCUGCCGCGCUAGCUUCGAAGAGGUCCGUCGCUUCGAGGGCUCCCACUGCCUCUCCGUCAUUGCCAUGGGCCCCGCCUACCUUGCCCGCCGUGCCGACCUGGUCGCCAACAUGCUCCAAGUCGCCGCCGCGCUGCAACUGCCGUACGACGCAACCCUCGAUGCCGUACUGCUGCUCGACCGCCUCAUGUCCUCCGGGCCUCAGCUACGUGAGGAUCUGCUGCCGCUAGCGGCCAUGACUGCGCUACGCAUGGCGGUGGGUGCAGCGGCGGCGGCAGCACCAGCUACCGCCUCCGCUGGCGGCGGCAACGUCCCUGGCCUGCAGCCACAGCAGCAAGCUGAGGCGGCGGCGACGGCAGCUGCACAGGACCUCACCGACACGCGGCUGUCGCAGCUGACGGGCUUGCCGGUGCUGGGGCUGCAGUCCAUGGAGCUCAGCAUCCGCGGGGCGCUGCUGGGCGACACCGCCGCGCUGUCCGCGUUGAGGUGCUUGCGGCUGUACCUGCAGCGGCUGGGGCUAGGGCCGGAGACGGGGGCG